Messenger RNA from Racocetra fulgida, 1302 nucleotides. The record is from the annotation of a GenBank genome assembly. NCBI's taxonomy places the organism in Eukaryota, Fungi, Glomeromycota, Glomeromycetes, Diversisporales, Gigasporaceae.
GAGGUUAGUAAUGAGGAUAUUGAUUUCAUUCUACCGGAUUCUGAUAUAGAUCCAGUACCGGAUUCUCCUGUAUCUGUUCAUAAUGAUUUAAUUUGGACUGAACGUCAAAUGAAAGUGAAACAAGCUUUCAAGCAUGCAUGGGACGGUUAUGUUCGUGAUGCUUGGGGUGCUGAUGAAUAUCAUCCAAUUUCUCAUAGCGGUUCUAAUCUAUCCAGAUCUGGAAUAGGUUUUACUAUUGUGGAUUCCCUUGAUACACUUUUAAUAAUGGACCUAAAAGACGAGUAUGAGCAUGCUCGUAAUUGGGUUGCUAAUUCUUUGAACUUCGAUAUAGACGGUGAAGUAAAUGUUUUUGAAACAACAAUUCGAGUUCUUGGCGGUUUACUUAGCGCAUAUCAUUUAUCCGGUAAUGAUACGCUUUAUCUCACCAAAGCGGUCGAUUUGGGUGAUCGUUUGCUUGGUGCCUUUUCUUCACCGUCAGGAAUUCCUUAUGCUUCAGUAAAUUUGGCUACUCGAGAAGGGAUUGUGGCCCAUUUUAAUGGAGGUGCAAGUUCAACUUCUGAAGCAACUACUUUGCAAUUAGAAUUUAAAUAUUUAAGUUAUAUUAGUGACAAUUAUGUGUAUUGGGAUAAAUCUCAAAAUAUUAUGCUUGCCAUAGAUGAUCUUAAAAAAUACGAUGGCCUGGGUGUAAAAACCCACCUCAUAGAUCGUUCACAUCCUUCCGGGCUUUUAUAUAUUGGCGAACUAUCUGGUUUUGGUGAUGAUAAUAUUAGCCCAAAAAUGGAUCACCUUGUAUGCUUUAUGGGUGGAAAUCUGGUUCUUGGUGCAACAAGGGGUCGAAAAGUACAUGAUAUUCAGGAAGAUAUGUCCGAUAAUGAUUUAGAGGAUCUUGAUAUAGGAAAAGAAUUAACAAAGACAUGUGCUGAAAUAUAUUUCAGCACUAAUACUGGACUAGCUCCUGAAAUAGCUUAUUUCUCUACAUCUGAAGAUGCAACCACUGACAUAAUUAUAAAACCGCUCGACAGUCAUAAUUUAUUACGUCCUGAGACUGUUGAAAGCUUAUUCAUACUUUGGAGGUUAACUGGUGAUGUCCAAUAUAGGCAUGUGUUUAUUCCAAAUUAUUAUUGUUUGCCUGAUAAAAGCUCUUAUAGAAUAACUUUCAUUUUAUCAGGGACUUUUGAAAAAUAUGCUAGAGUAGAUGAGGGUGGAUAUACUUCAUUAGAUGAUGUUACUGUUGUACCACCUGAACGACGUGAUAAGAUGGAAACUUUUUGGCUGGUAAUUAAAUUUUCAUUUUUAAGUUAA